AAGCGAAAGUUAAUAAUCCACCAAUAACAGGAAAUAGGAGUCAAAAUAAAGUCUACUGCAUGAAACGCAAAUAUAGCUUUUAGUGUUGAAAUAUUCGAUAAGCAGCCUUUCGAUCUCAAAAAAGGAAAUAAAAUGAAUGUUGAGGUUGAGCUGGAAAAAAAUGUCAGGCGAUUCAGAGAGAAGUUCCAUGGCAAGGUUGCCAUUGACAAGGCAACAAUACUAAUGAGGCGAUAUCUUAACAACCAUCACAUGGUCACCAUGGAGGUGAUUCUGAUGAAGGAUAGAGACCUGGAUGAUGAAGAUAGACGAUGCCUACACAAAGACCUGGCUGUCAAGAAUGUCGUUGAGCGGCUCACAGCAGAGGAGCGACAACAAGCCCCGCCACUGGUGUCACCUGCACAGCCCCGAGCUGACAGACGACCAAAGGAGGACGAGGACAUAAAGGAACUGGGCCAGCGUUUACAGGUCCUGCCUCUCACGGAGAAGAACAAGCGCAUGUUUGACAACGCUCAGCGCAACCUAACCCCCUCUGCCGUGCACCAGUUUGCCUGUCAGGCCUGCGACAAGGACUGGUGGCGUCGUGUGCCCCUGAGGAAGAGGGUAUCUCGAUGUCAUCUGUGCAAGCAGAAGUACGACCCCGUCCCUCAAAAUAGAAUGUGGGGCAUCGGGCAGUUCAACUGCCUCGUCUGCGCUCGUGUCUUCAGGGGAUUUGGCCGCAUGGAUCUGGGCUCUCCGUGCUAUAGGUGCAGAUCUCUGGUGAUCCCGUCUGAAAUCCUGCCUCCACUCCAGGGAAGGGUAGGAGAGCCUGGCAAGGCACGGAACCCACACAGCUGCCUUGCCGAGGACUGCUACAACAGACAAGAACCCCAUGUCCCAGGGACAGAGUGUGUGCACCCACGCAGUCGCCAGGUCAACAGGAAGCCCAGGGUGGUGAACCCCAGCCCCUCCCACGACAGUUCCGGCUCCACGGUCAAUACGUGUCUCAGCCAGGGCAGCCUGGACAACCUGUACGACCUCAUCAUGGACGACAUCAAGGAGGAGAGCGACGACGAGAGCCGAGGAGGCCGCUCUCACGGCAGUGGCAGCGACAGCAGCUGAAGCGGCCGUUUGUUUGUUUUUAUUUGCACUACAAAAACGCAAUCUUUUAUUGAUCCCAGAGGUGUUUUAAUUGGUUUGAGGGAAACCAAUGCUAUCUCCUUCUCAACUUUUGACCUGAAUGCUGAAAAUCCUACACAUUUGAUUGCUGUGACAGUCUUCCCUUUUCGAGUCAAAUCAAAAGGAAAAUGCGACAAUCAAUUUUGUCCAAUGAUGGGAAAUACCGUCCCUUUCAUCCUAAGUGAUUCUUUUUGCAUUGUGCUGCUUCUCUAAACUGGUACAUAUGAAUGUCUUCACAAUGCGGGACGGCUGUGACUCAGUGGGUAGAGAGGGUGGUCUGUUAAUCGCAAGGUUGGCGGUUCGAUCCCCGACUCCUCCUCGGUCAUGUGCCGAAAUAUCCUUGAGCAAGACUCUGAACCCCAAGUUGCUCCCGAUGGGCAGGCCUGCGCCUUGCAUGGUCGCUCGCUGCCGUCGGUAUGUGUGAGUGUGAGUGUGAAUGAGAGGCAAUCAUUGUAAAGCGCAUUGAGUACCGCUAAGGUAGAAAAGUGCUAUAUAAAUGUAAUCCAUUUACUAUUAACAAUGCCUCACUCACCCAAAGUUUAAAAUCAACGUUGUGUUCAGCCAACAGUCGUGCCUUGCUCGGUACAUAUUGUUUAGUACGUUGUCAUGUGAGAGAAUGAAACUGAUCUUUCUUGGGAUCGUGUUGUACUUUCCCAUAGUCCUGCACUAACAGAAAGUUCAUGUUCAACUGUUCCAGCCGUAUUCUGUCACCCCUGCUCAAGUUUCUUUUCACAUUCAUUUUAAUUUAAAGCUUAACACCAUUCAUUAAAAGCUUUCUUUUCGGUUGUAAAUUA
Messenger RNA from Hypomesus transpacificus, 1949 nucleotides. RefSeq names its product shiftless antiviral inhibitor of ribosomal frameshifting (gene shfl). The transcript is spliced from 9 exons. Gene Ontology annotation, biological process: viral translational frameshifting; innate immune response. Gene Ontology annotation, molecular function: sequence-specific mRNA binding; ribosome binding. Lineage: Eukaryota; Metazoa; Chordata; Actinopteri; Osmeriformes; Osmeridae. The record is from RefSeq and is a predicted model, not a curated record. Bases 133 to 1098 code for a protein of 321 amino acids.